Symbiodinium necroappetens is the source of this 653-nucleotide messenger RNA. The record is from the annotation of a GenBank genome assembly. Lineage: Eukaryota; Dinophyceae; Suessiales; Symbiodiniaceae.
AUGGGCCAAGAGGGAAGACGAGUUGGAGGAGGUCGCUUCUUGCUGUCGAAGAUGCUGGGAAGCGGGUCCUUCGGCCAGAUCUACAUUGCCAAGGACUCGGAACAGGGCGAUCGCGAUGUGGCCCUCAAGCUUGAGGUCAAGGACACGAAGCACCCGCAGCUGAUCUACGAGGCCAAGCUGCUCAAGCUGCUUCAGGGAUCGCCUGGUGUUGCAGAGAUUUUCUAUUUUGGCUUUGAAGAAGACUUCGCAGUCAUGGCUAUGGAAUUGAUGGGGCCAUCGCUAGAAGAUGUCUUCAACCUUUGCAAGCGCAAGCUGUCUCUGAAGUCCACGCUGAUGUUGGCUGACCAGCUGCUUCUUCGGAUCGAGCAUUUUCACAACCGCCACUAUAUACACCGCGACAUAAAACCAGACAAUUUCUUGAUUGGGCGGGGGCAGAAGUCAAACCUUGUGUACAUAAUCGACUUCGGACUGGCCAAGAAGUACAGAAACCCAGAGACUCUGGUCCACGGGCCAUACCGUGAAAACAAGAACUUGACGGGCACUGCCCGUUAUGCUUCACUGAAUGCGCACCUGGGCAUCGAGCAGAGUCGUCGCGACGAUCUGGAAGCCAUCGGCUUUGUUUUGCUCUACUUCCUCAAAGGCUCCUUGCCCUG